GAGAGCAUGUCGUUUAUGAAAAUUGAGUCAGAAAAUAUUUGGAUAUUAGGCUGCUUUCUGACGCUCAAUAUGGCGCAAGAUAUGUCCUAUGGGAAGCUAAAGAUACUCUUUAUAAACAUCAUUGCCAUAUUGUACAAGGCGACCGCUUUGAAUGUCCACCGAUUGCAUUCGGAUUUGCGCGAAACUAAAGUGCUGGUCAAUUCAGCCAAGCAGGAGGUCUGGAUACGUGAACUUUUCAUAUUCCUCAUAUCUGGGUUGAUUCUAAUGCGCUUUCUAAUGUGUUUUCUUGGACUAGCGUCAAAUAUCGUUGCUAUUUAUCCAAUUUUGACAAAUUCCCAGCCGGAACUGCUAAUGCCAACAAUUAUUGUGCAGGUCCUUGAUAGUGUAGUAUUGCACAUUUACGAGAUAGUUUUGGGCUAUUGCUGUUUAAAGUACCUAUACUCUCAAUCCUUUGCUGUAUUUGCGAUAUUCCUGGCCAAGAUGACCAUCAAGGCCACCUGCUGUAUAAUGGUGCUUAAUAUCUACUCGGAGAAGCAUCAUCAGAUGACAACGAAUGUGGCCUACACUGAGAAUGGAGUCAAUCUUGAGCGCGACAGUAGCGAAGAAUUUGAAAUAGCCCAUCAACAUUUUCGGCCCAUCGGUUAGUAAUAAAGAGUGAGUG
Drosophila novamexicana is the source of this 661-nucleotide messenger RNA. RefSeq lists its product as uncharacterized. The record is from RefSeq and is a predicted model, not a curated record. Lineage: Eukaryota; Metazoa; Arthropoda; Insecta; Diptera; Drosophilidae. Bases 7 to 645 code for a protein of 212 amino acids. The transcript is spliced from 3 exons.